CGCAUGUGCCCAAGUUUGUUAUCUCGCCUUCGACUUGCUCCUUCGUAUGAAGCAUCCAUGGCUGCUUGCGUCCGUCGCCGCCGCCGCGCUUGGUAGCACUAUCGGUGGAAUGACUGCAAGUCUUGAGGGCCUUGCUGCAUCGCCGCGGGAUCCCGACAUCGACACAGUUCCCGCGGGGGUGCACUGUACCAAAAUACGCAAAUGCGACGUUCACAACGUUUGUGUCAUCGUAUGCGAACGCGGCACCGUCGCGAUCGCACCAUGGGCCGACCGUGCACUGGCGCUGCAGCGCAAGCUUGCCUACACGCAUUCACUUUGUGACGCUCAGCUCCCCGGCACGCACAACUCGGCCAUCACCAUCGUUGACGGCUAUGGCGUGGAAGAUCAUGUAUUUCAAAAGCUGCUGGCGUACAUUCCAUGGAUGCCGCCACAUCUCAGCGUCCACACGAACGAUCAGGUGCCAUCCACCGCAUUCAUGCCAUUGACCUUGCCCUACCUCACCGUUUCUCCAGCUUUUCUCUCUCACAGAUCAACUCCGCCUGGGUGCGCGACUUGUCGAGCUUGACGUGCACUGGGUCGACGACGAUCUGCGUAUCGCGCACUGUGGUGGGUUCGAGUCGCCGAUGUUGGACGAGCUCAUCAGUUGGUUCAACAAAAUCGCCAAACGGCUCGGCAUUGAAAUCCAGUGGGAUUCAGAAACCGUCGGGUGCAUGCCGUCACUGAGCAGCAUCCCUGCGCACUCGCAACGACCAGUUCAAGACGCGCUCGACGAAAUCGCGGCCUGGCUGCAUGCUCCUCAAAACGAGCACGAGUUUCUCUUGGUAUACUUUGACGACGAGACCAACCUGCUCAAAUGGCACAAAGUUCAGCGGCUUCUAGCGUCGAUCAAAAAGUCUUUCCCGGUCGCCGAGAUCCUGCGGCCCGACGACACUGGGGGCAAACCAUGGCCGACCUUUGACACACUCCUAGCUCAAGGCAAGCGCGUGGCGUUCCUCACGGCGUCCGACUACAGUCCGGUCGGGAACGAGCUGCUUUUCCACAAAAUGUCGCUGUGCUCAUGGCAAGAACCCGACCUCCCCUUCGCCACGUACCCCGACUGCCGCUUCGCCGGAUCGUCCGUGUCGACGCUCACCUCGCACGGCGUUCUCUUCCGCCCUGAAACGAGCGAGAUUCAAUAUGGCUUGCUCAAUGCAAUGGGCCACUUGGGCCCGAACCUGCACCUGAUCGACGAAGCAGUCCUCCCCAAGCUCCUCGAGUGCAACGUGAAUAUUCCGUCGCCGGACAACAUCACGCCGACGCGGAUGGAGGCGAUGGUGUGGUCGUUCGCCCCGUCCGAGCCACAGGCCGUCGGCGCGUCCGAGUGCACAGCCAUGCUUCGUCCGUCGGCGCGAUGGCUGUCGCGGCCGUGCGACAACUCGACACGCAUGGCCAUGGCGUGCAAAGCAGUGCACAAUGCGACGUGGAUAGUCGCGCCGAUGACGACGCACGCGAUGGACAUGGAUGGAAGCAACUUAUGCCCACAAGGGUUCAACCCGACGACGCCCACCAACGGCUACGAGAAUCGGCUGCUGCAUGACGCGCUCGUCAACUCACCAGCCCGACUACGUGUAGCAGGCGCGUGGAUUCCGUUGUCCCGCGCACUCUUGACGCAGGUGUUUGGAAGCCAAGUCUCGACGAACGUGUACGACCGACGCGUGCACUCGCUCGUGGACUCGCCAUGACGUGUACGGAUCUAAAACCAAUGGAAACGAACGUGCGAGUUGAUGUACUACUGGUGGGGAACUCGGCCAGUGCGGAUGUCGAACUGUGCCCGCUCACGUGCGCAGGGGACCGCGGCACGACUCUUCACGAUCGCCUACGAUGACAACGUCGGCCACGACCCGCCGAGUCGCCGUGGACGACGAGAGUUCGU
Molecule: messenger RNA, 1912 nt
Organism: Aphanomyces invadans
Lineage: Eukaryota; Oomycota; Saprolegniomycetes; Saprolegniales; Verrucalvaceae
Exons: 3
Coding region: 624-1721 (365 amino acids)
Biological process (GO): lipid metabolic process
Molecular function (GO): phosphoric diester hydrolase activity
Source: RefSeq, a predicted model, not a curated record